Molecule: messenger RNA, 829 nt
Organism: Raphanus sativus (radish)
Lineage: Eukaryota; Viridiplantae; Streptophyta; Magnoliopsida; Brassicales; Brassicaceae
Product: mitochondrial import inner membrane translocase subunit TIM22-3
Exons: 5
Coding region: 82-729 (215 amino acids)
Biological process (GO): protein targeting to chloroplast; protein insertion into mitochondrial inner membrane
Cellular component (GO): TIM22 mitochondrial import inner membrane insertion complex; chloroplast envelope
Molecular function (GO): transmembrane protein transporter activity
Source: RefSeq, a predicted model, not a curated record
AGAACAAAAUUUGGAAGAUUAGGUAGAAAAGAAAGAAAGCGAAGGAAACAAACUGUAUCUCUCCAGGCUUCAGCUUCAGCUAUGGCGGCCGAGAAUCCUCCUUCAAGCGCUGUAGACUUCGACACGAGUCCCGAUUCCGGUUCAAACCACAACCCAAACGCUAAUGAUUUGACCAAUCAAGACUCUUCCAACGCACUGACACUCCCUUCCACCGCCGUUUGUCUCGGCCGUUUCGCCGGAGAUGCUGCUGGCGGCGCCGUCAUGGGCUCUAUAUUCGGCUAUGGUUCUGGAUUGUUUAAGAAGAAAGGAUUUAAGGGAUCAUUUGCUGAUGCGGGUCAGUCUGCAAAGAAUUUUGCAAUUUUAUCUGGAGUGCACAGUUUGGUUGUCUGUCUUCUCAAGAAACUGCGAGGGAAAGAUGAUGCCAUUAACGUUGGAAUUGCUGGAUGCUGCACUGGCCUUGCUCUUAGUUACCCCGGUGCACCACAAGCAAUGCUACAGAGCUGUGUCACUUUUGGUGCCUUUUCUUUCAUCCUCGAAGGACUUAACAAAAGGGAAACAGCUUUAGCUCACUCUGUCUACUUGAGACAUGAUGAUCAAACCAGAAGUCUGAGAGAUGAUUUACCACUCUCUUUGGCUCUCCCCAUCCAUGAAGAGAUCAAAGGAGCUUUCUCUUCUUUCUGCAAAUCUUUAACUAAGCCCAAGAAGCUCGGCUUUCCCAGCUCACGUUGAUUCAAGUUUUUGUUUUAAUCCAACUACUUCCUUUUUGUAGAUGUUAAAAGAACAGAUGAAAACAAGAAUCAUGUUUCAAAAGUUUUCCAUUCUAUGUGCU